GGGCCGGGGGUCGUAAAAGACGGGUACUUGUCGUUGCUCGUCAGCGGAAGCACUUUGGUGAAUUCGCCAGUGAACUGUCAGUGGAUGAAGAAUCUGGGAACUAAGCGUCAGGUGGUACGUUGAGCUCGAGCUGCAGAAAGGCCUGCUGCCUUGCUUUGCCUUGCAUUGCAUUGCAUGAGCUGCUGACUCAGAGGAUCCAGUCGAUGUGUUCUGCUGCAACACGAGCCGGAUGGUUGAGGAGUAUCUUUGGGAAUGGGAAUUCAGUAUGACCUGGUAGGUGAUAGAUCAAUGAUCUGCAGUGUCGAGGUGGAGGCGCAGAAAGAGAAAGUAAGAUAGAGGGGCAGGGAGAGAGAGAGAGAGAGUGAGAAGAGCCCGAAGGGUUAUUAUUCGGGAAAGGAUUAUUAAGGGAGCAGCAGCAGCAGCAGCAGAGGACCGUGUGCAUCACUGACAGAGUCGUAGCCGAGCACGAGGAGGAGCAUAUGGGAACGUCACGCUGUACGCUGAACGGCAGAAGUAGUUAGAAAAUGUGGGAAGUAGAUGGACGUCGAAGUAGCAGCAAGCAAAUUCCAGCUGCACGCAGCCGGAUCGGUGUCAAAUAUGCAGCGAGCAAUUGAGACUUAGGCCCAAAGCCGAUCGGUGACGUUGUAUGUAUUGAGAGAGAGUCGACGGGUUGAGUCUCCACUGCGAGAGAACUUCUUCUUCGGAAAAGUCUAAGGCGCAGACGUGUAUCUCUCAUGGAUAGAUAUGGCUCAAGCAAGUUGGCACGAGCGUGUUCAGCUAGAGAAGGCUCAUGUGGACUCAUGACCAAGUGUAGGCUCGGGCUCGUGUACAUGCUGUUGGUUGCGAAUUUGUCGCUGUUGAACAAAUCUCUCGCACAAAGCAAUUGGUCACCUGAUGCCAAAGGUCUGCAGGCUCUCAGAGUCGGUGUCGAUGUCCAAGGCGCACUCACCGCAUCUUGGGUGGGAGACGACCCGUGCGUCAAUGGGCCGGGGAAAUCAACCUGGCAGGGGAUUACGUGCAACAUCAGAAGCCGGGUGGACGUCGUUCUGUUAGAUAACUUGAAUCUGACAGGAACCAUUCCAGAGAACUCUCUGAGCUUGUUGAAUGAGGUGAAGACAAUCACCGUAUCCUUCAAUCAGCUCUCAGGCGGGAUCCCGAACCUGUCGAACUGCACAAGUCUGCUGCAAUUGUUUCUGCAGAGCAACCAGUUGUCCGGGCAAAUCCCGAACUUUUUGGCCAAGUCUCGCAGACUGUUGAAACUAGACCUGUCACGGAAUAACCUGGACGGCCCAAUUCCUGAUGUGAGUGGAGAUUCGGCCCUCGUCUACCUCAACGUGAGCUACAACUCUCUCAAUGGGAGCAUCCCUCCACUGAGCAACUCUAAAUUGCGCGCUUUGGAUAUUUCUAACAACAAUCUGCAGGGAGAAAUCCCCGCGUCGCUGAGAAACUUCACCGCGGAGGUAUUCUCUGGGAAUAAUCUGCUCUGUGGAAGCCCACUUCCAACAGACUGCGCGUCUGUUCUCAAUCCCUCAGCUCCUCCGAACCCCAUUUUCAUUCCUGAAGGAAAUGCACCUUCGCCGGGACCCGCCGAGGCUGCAGAGGCCGGCGGUGAGCGCAAGAAGCAGAAGCUCGGAACAGGAGCUGUGAUCGCCAUCGUGGUGGGAGACACUCUGGUGCUGGUCAUGCUCACGGUCGUAUUCCUCAUCUACUACUGGAGGAAGUACUCGAAGGAUGUGGACGAGAAACCAGGCAUGAAGGGCGCAGCAGGAGACACCAAAUCCAACAGCGGGUUCAGUCAGUCGUCUGCGCAGUUGUCAUCGCUCAAGGACUCGGAAGCCGAAAUCUCCAAACUCAUUUUCUUCGAUGAAUCGCAGCAGCGCUUCGAGCUCGAGGACCUGCUGCGCGCGUCCGCCGAGAUGUUGGGCAAGGGCAGCUUCGGCACGGCUUACAAGGCAGUGCUGGAGAGCGGCAUGAUCGUCGCCGUCAAGCGCCUUCGCGACCUUCGAACCGAAACCAGCAGAAGCGACUUCGAGAGUCACAUGGAGCUGCUCGGGAAGCUCAAGCACCCGAACCUCGUCCCUCUCCGAGCUUACUACUACGCCAAGGAGGAGAAGCUGCUCGUCUACGACUACAUGUCCAAUGGCAACCUCUUUUCCAUGCUCCACGGGAACAGAGGGUCCGGGAGAACGCCGCUCGAUUGGACGUCACGGCUGCGCAUAGCUCGAGAGGUGGCGAUCGGACUGGCCUAUUUGCAUCAGGAGUUUGAGAGCCAGAAGAUGUUCCACGGGAAUAUCAAGUCCAGCAACAUUUUGGUGAGUAAGAAUUAUGAGAUUUGCAUCUCGGACGUCGGCCUUGUGGCGCUCAUGAACCCUGCGAUCGCUGCACACCGCAUGGCUGGCUACCGAGCUCCCGAGUACAAUCACACGAAGAGGAUCACUCACAAAGCCGACGUCUACAGCUUCGGUGUUCUCCUGCUCGAGCUGCUCACAGGACGUCAGCCUGCUCAAACGCAUGAAUCCCAAGGAAAUGGGGUCGACCUUCCGAAGUGGGUGCACUCAGUGGUUCGAGAGGAGUGGACCGCAGAAGUUUUCGACUUGGAGCUCAAAUCCUUCAGACACGGAGAGGAGGAGAUGGUGACUCUACUUCAAAUUGCCAUGGCUUGUGUCACUCCGAAUCCGGAGCAGCGUCCCAGAAUGCCUCAGGUGGUGAAACUGAUCGAGGAGAUCCGAGCGGCCGAUAUAUGUGAGACCUCUGAAUCCUUCGACAGCCAGACCCAGACGGCAGACCUCACAGGUCAUGACUCUCCUUUCCACCUCUGAGUGCGAUCGGUCAUGAACGAUUCCGGCUCGGCUCCUUCUUCCAAGAUUCGGUCAAGGACCCCAAAAUUGCCGAAAUCAUCCACCCGCAACCAGUGUGCAGCACUAACAAACCAUCAGUUUCAGAGAAGGAUGCACUACGAAACUUCUAAGUCUUCUGGGAAAUCAAAUUCUAGCUUCACGCAGCAAACCCAGACAGACUACAUUUUUUUCAUUGCCUUUCUCGACGGUAUAACUUCAGGAGUUUGGAGAAACACAUGUACAUGAUCAACGUUUAGUCUAGCGUUCCCUAUUGGUUUGAGAUUUAUACUCCAUAGAUCUAAACGUGUAACAAAAUCCAGCAUGCGAGUGUGUACCGAUUCAGAAGGACAUAAGAAUAGUUUGGAGUACACUAAUAUGAAUAGGGGAGAAAGGCUAUGCUACAAUGUGGAUUUGAAGCAAGUCACUUCCUCUCGUGAUGCUCGCUCCAUUAGCAGACACCUUGAAGCCAAAAAAACAUAUGAUAGCGUUUUAUUUCCACUGAGAUGUGGACUGGAACGGCCGGAACGAGAACGAGGGUCGAAUGCUUUUUCUGAUUUGAAAAACUUCGUGGAUGUACCUCGUUUAUCUUCUCCUCGAGGAAAUAUAUUCUUUUUUAUUGAAUGAAACGAUGGAUGAAAUACCCACAUUCUUUUC
Molecule: messenger RNA, 3491 nt
Organism: Marchantia polymorpha subsp. ruderalis
Lineage: Eukaryota; Viridiplantae; Streptophyta; Marchantiopsida; Marchantiales; Marchantiaceae
Source: the annotation of a GenBank genome assembly